AUGAUUUGGAAAUCUCUCUUUGGUAUUGCCAUAUUGGUACAUAUACUCCCAGCAUUAGCUGUCCCAACUGUCACGGAGUUGACUAGUGACUCGCCAGGCAAAUAUGUCUUUGCCCACUUCAUGGUCGGUAUAGUAAAAGACUACAAGCUAGCAGACUGGAAAGAAGACAUGGCCGCAGCCCAAUCCAUCGGCAUCGAUGCCUUUGCCCUAAACUGCGCCAGUAUAGACAGCUACACACCAACCCAGCUAGCCCUAGCCUACGAAGCAGCCCAACAAGUCAACUUCAAAGUAUUCAUCUCCUUCGACUUCGCCUACUGGACCAACGGAGACUCAGCAAAGAUCACAGAAUACAUGAAACAAUAUGCAGGCCAUCCAGCGCAGAUGCAAUACAAGGGAGCCGCGAUAGUAAGUACUUUUGUCGGCGAUAGUUUCAAUUGGGAUGCCGUGAAACAAGGCACUCCGCAUCCCAUUUACGCCUUGCCGAAUCUCCAAGAUCCAGCUGAGGCUACCACUGGCCCUGCUAAAAGUGCUGACGGAGCAUUCUCGUGGUUGGCUUGGCCUACCGAUGGGGGAAAUAGUAUCAUCCCAGGGCCGAUGACUACGGUUUGGGAUGAUAGAUUUGUUCAUUUCCUUGCUGGGAAGACCUACAUGGCUCCCGUCUCACCCUGGUUCUCGACCCAUUUCAAUGUCAAAAACUGGGUUUUCGUUUGCGAGAAUCUGCCUACACUACGUUGGGAACAAAUGAUUUCCCUCCAGCCUGAUUUGAUUGAGAUAAUCUCGUGGAAUGACUACGGCGAAUCCCACUACAUCGGCCCGUACUCGGCGCAUCACAGCGACGAUGGAUCAUCGCAGUGGGCAGUCAACAUGCCUCAUGACGCCUGGCGUAACCUGUACAAACCCUAUAUCGCAGCCUAUAAAUCUGGGGCAAAAGCCCCUACUGUGGAGGCAGAUGAAGUUGUCUAUUGGUACCGACCUACGCCAAAGGGCACUGUGUGUACAAAUGAUACACUCUCAGUACCAAUGGGUGCUAGCAUGCUCAGUGAUAGCAUUUUUGUUGCGACUAUGUUGACGAGUCCGGCUACGUUGACUGUACAGAGUGGGACUAAUGCUCCUGUUAGCAUUGAUGUUCCAGCAGGAAUUGUUACCUCGAAUGUGACUAUGGGGAUUGGUGGUCAAUCUUUCAAGGUGACGAGGAAUGGGGAGACAAUUUUGAGUGAUCAGGGGGGUUUGGAUGUUAAGGAUAGUUGUGUUCAUUAUAACUUCAAUGUUUAUGUUGGGGCUUAUGACCCGGAACCAGACCGUUUCCAAGUGAGCCCUCAAAGCGAGGCCACUGAAAUUCCUAGUAAACUUGGCCUCAAAACUCCGUGUCUUAUGCCGGCGACCUCAGAGCCUCAAGGUCUCCGAGGAGCGGCCUAUGAUACCCUUGAUACUAAUGCCGGGGCUGAAACAAUGGCCUUCACGGACACACCACUGCCAAUGGUCAACUCGAUAGUUUCAAUAGAAAAGUUCGGCCGAGAUAAUCCAACUCGCCCGCGUCACGCUGUUUUGCGCUACCUGGAGGAACUAUUCAUCCCAUUUCUACAUUUACUCGUGCUUGAAACCACUGUUGAAAAAGCCGUGAAAACAGAUGGCCAAUGGAAGCUCACGCUUCGGCGUCGGAAUGUCCAACACGGAAAUGAAUCCAAAGAUUACUGGUGGGAGGAGGUAUUCGAUGCAUUGGUGGUAGCUUCGGGACAUUUUACUGUUCCUAGUAUUCCUGAUAUCGAAGGUCUAGUCGAGACAUCUGCCGAGUUUCCGGACAAGUUUGAGCAUUCCAAGUCCUGGAGAAAUCGGGCCUCAUAUGUCAACAAGAAAGUUGUCAUCGUCGGCGGCGGCAUAUCCUCCGCAGACCUUGUUGAAGAACUGCAUCAAAUCGUCAAAGGCCCGCUUUACGUCUCCCGACGUGGUAACGUGGGUUUUCUCGAAGACGCAUGGCGUAUUCCCAACGUGAUCGAUAAAUCGACCAUCAAACGCAUAUCCCCUGUUGCUGGUGGCACGGUAGAGUUCCACGAUGGAACAAGCGUCAACUUCGACAAGAUCAUUUUUGCCACGGGAUACAAACUUUCCUAUCCGUUUCUGCCUUUCCAGGCUGUUACUCCACAGAACAGACUGGACGGAUUCUACCAGCACAUUUUCCGUAUCGGAGAUCCCUCCCUUGCGAUUAUCGGACAGGUCAGAGCAGCCAUUAGCUUUCGCAUCUACGAGUAUCAGGCUGUAGCGGUCAGUCGUUUCCUGGCUGGACGUUCUAAAAAUUUGCCCAGCGAAGCAGAACAGGAGGAAUGGGUGGAACAGAGAGAACAGUACAAGGGGCCUACUGAUCUUUUCCAUGAAAUUAUGCCGGAUUUUGCGGAAUAUUAUGGCUGGUUGCGGGAAUUCGCCGGCACUGCGGGAAACCCAGCGCAAUAUCUCCUGCCGGAAUUCGAAGAUGAUUGGGUUCAGAGCGAUAUAGAACCACUGCUGGCGAAGAAGCAGCAUUGGGUGGCACUCCGGGAUAGACAUCAUGCGUUGGAUUAUGAGAAAAUUACAGGGAAACUUGGGAAGAGCUGA
This is a messenger RNA of Penicillium griseofulvum, 2586 nucleotides long. Its product is annotated as Glycoside hydrolase, family 71. Gene Ontology annotation, molecular function: NADP binding; glucan endo-1,3-alpha-glucosidase activity; N,N-dimethylaniline monooxygenase activity. The transcript is spliced from 7 exons. The record is from RefSeq and is a predicted model, not a curated record. Bases 1 to 2586 code for a protein of 861 amino acids. Lineage: Eukaryota; Fungi; Ascomycota; Eurotiomycetes; Eurotiales; Aspergillaceae.